AUGCUCUCGCCCGAGGGCCUGGCGAUGAGGAAAGUAACGCUCGAGGGCUACUCCGUCCCCGUGGCUCUACGCCUGCUCGACCGGCGCCAGCAGCAGCAGCAGCAGCAGCCGCUUGAAGAAAGGCACAAGAGCAGCAGGACCACCACCGCGGGCGGAGGAGCAUCAGGAGAAGGCAUCAUUUCUCCGUUGCUGGCGAUCACCUGGCUCGACAGUGACACCUUCGGCUUCGACCUAAGGGGUGUCACGAGCAUCCGUCGAGGCCACGAGGCUCACGGGAGCGAGGGGGCGGCGGCGGGGCGCAAGAGGAGCAGGGGCGGCGGCGGCGGCGGCGGCGGGAGCUGCCGUAACACAUCGUUGGUGCUGUCGUGGGGUAGUGCGGGGGAAAUAGGGCCGUCCAAGCUCAUCCUGGCUGCGGCAUCGCGGGAAUUGAGAGACCUGGUGAUGCUCACCCUGGAGACGCUAGUGGACGGCCUCCAGGGAGGAGGGGGCGAUCAUGUCUCUGCUGCGGGGGAAGGGGUCGGGAGCACGGCGGCUCCACAUGUUGUACAGCAAGAAAUACAAGUGGGAGGUAGGGAGGGCGAGCAGGCGGGAUCGAGCGACGCCGAACCUGCUGCGCCGACAGCUACUACAACAAGUGCCGCCGCUGACACCGACAGCGACGACGAGGAAGCGGCAGCAGUCCUCGCGAGGUUUGACAACGAUUGUGCCGACCCGGCCUCAUCAGCAAUACGGCACCGCGGCGGCGAUCUCAGGGAGCGCUUGUUUUCCUCCGAUGCCGCUGCCGCCUCUGCCGAGCGAAGCAGCCGCCGGCGAGCCAGCCUCGGCUUGCACAGGCGCGGGGUAUCCUUCAGUUCCGCCGGCGCCGACAAGGCAGCGAGUGUUGUUCAUGGUCUUGAGCGCGCUAGGACCGUAGGGGCGUCGGUGAUUGGGCGAGAGAGCGAUGCGGGUCUGGUGCUGGAGCAGGAGCUGGAGGCGAGGCGGAGGAGGGAGGAAGCCAUGGCGAGGCUGCUGGCGGUGUACGACAGGGCUAGGGAUGAGACACACGCGGCGGCGUGCCGGCUGGGGGCCUUGAAGCUGAAGCGGCUUCUGUCGGGGGCGGCGACGCGUCAGAUGGAGAAGUGCUGGACUCGGUGGUGCGGCGGCGUGCGGCAGGCCAACGAAGCCAGGCAGAGGGCGGACCGGCGGCUGUGGCACCUGCACGCCAAGGCUAACCAGAACAACGACCUGCUGGCCUGGUACCACGCCACCUUCUGCCGAGAGGUCUACCGACGAAGAGUGCCGUUCUGGUUCCGCGAGACGAACCUGAGGCCGUACCAGAAGGCUUACCGCAUCGUGGACGACGGGGAUUCGUACACACCCAUGGAGAGGAGCAUCAUGACCUCCUGCGUCUGCACGGUGGGCACCAAGUACGCGGACGUGGCUGCCCAACUCUUCACCGCCAAGGACGUCCUCUCCCCCGAGGAGUACAGACUGUUCCAGGUGCUCGUCAAGCGCGGCGCCGAAGUCCCCAAGGCCGCGCCAAAGUCCGGCCGCAAGCUGUCCCACCCCAUGAAGCUCAGGCUGUGGUUCAACCGGGGCGCGCUCUGCCUGACUGCAAAGCACCUUCCCGGGGCGGCGGGCGCGGCGGCGGCGGGGUCCCGGCGCGGCAGUAGUCUGGAGGAGAACACCGCUCACGACGAGGCAGACAGGGGAGCCGGUGGCGGGAACUCCAGAAGCCUCCACGGCAGCGGUGGUGGCGGUGGGUCGGUGCCGCCGCCGCCAUCCGGCAAGGGUCAACGCCCGGAUGGUGAUGGUGAUGGUGAUGGUGAUGGUGAUGCCAGCGGCGUUGUAAGGGCGGGGGAGGAUUGGAGCUCCCAGCACGCGUGCGUGAUGUCGAUCCACUUCUUUGGCCGGACGAUUACGCUGGACCUGUGGUUCGCCAGCGAAACCGAGGCGGUCGAGUGGCAGGGAAUGCUGACCAAGCUGUCCUGGAAGGAGCAAGGCUAUCUAUACGGGCCCCCGUCAGGAGACUCGGGUGGGGGAGGGGGCCACGCGGGAGGGCAUACCCGUGAGGUUGCGCCGGGGGGGAGGCGUGACGCGGAGGGGGGUCACGGGGAUAGAACAAGUGGGCGCGGCGGCGGCGGCGGCGGUGGCGGUGGCAUGGAUGGGAGCGGAGCGAGGGGGGCGGCGCCAGCAAAUACGAGAUCGACGAGCUGUUGGUGGUCCACUCACGGGCCAAGGGCGCCGCCCCUUUACGUGCUACCAGAACAUGCUUGCUGCGCGUGGCUCAUUCGCCGCGGGUGUCGCAGAUAA
Messenger RNA from Ectocarpus siliculosus, 2292 nucleotides. NCBI's taxonomy places the organism in Eukaryota, Phaeophyceae, Ectocarpales, Ectocarpaceae. The record is from the annotation of a GenBank genome assembly.